UUUUUCACAAAUUAGAUCCAAGUGGAUUUGGCGGAGGGUGGAGGUUUUACGUACUACGUAUGUACGUAACGUUGUACGUACGGACUAGUAAAACAGUCCCCAGUAGUAGUUCUACCAGUCCUUAUUCUGUGACCAUACCCCAGCACUGUACCCCACACAUUUCUACUCCGUGGCUCAUACUUGAUAACUUGAAAAACUUGAGUUAUCAAACCUAAAGUACAAGUUUACGUAGUACAUACAUACAGAAGUUAUUGUACAUACGUACAUACAAUAACUCAUUGUAGAAGUUGAUCCAAUAGCUGAGAGAGUGUCGAAUCACAUAACUAUCUUAAGUUUCAUCGUAUCGCCAGUUUUUCUGAGAAAACGACUGGCAAACGCUGGCAGUUACAGAAAAAUAACCACCAAAAAGGAUUCUAACUUGAGCUUGGUGAUAAUUUGGCGUAUAUUCGUCAUAACAAAUAGACAAGAUGAACCAAGCAAAUGUAACAAAGCUCAUUUCUAAAUUGAAUAUUCACGUACCCAACAGAUCGAGAAAAUUAAAAAAUCCAGCCGGAGGCGAAGGGCGAUUGUUAAAAUUGAGAAAAACACUGACUGCUCUUGUUAAAUAUGAACGUAUUGAAUUAAAUUUUAACAGAGCAGAAGAAGCGAGGGGCUUCAUAGAACGGUUAAUAUCCGAUGCAUUGAGGCAUGGGCCAGGUCACAAUGAGACGAUGGAGAUGGCAGAUUACUGGAUCUUGGAAAAGCAAUAUGUCCAUAAAUUAUUCAAAGUUCUAGUUCCCCGCUACACCAACUUUACAACUUCUUAUACCGCAAUGUAUAAUGCACCGAGGCCCUAUCCUGGAGAGUACUAUAAAAAAUCUGUCCUCGAGUUGAAAGGUAACGUCUAUCCUAGCUUGCAUCAAGCAUAUCCCCAGAAGCGUAACCUAAUACACAAUAUCUUACUUGAGGAAGCUCGAAAAGAGUUUCGCUUGAAAAAGUACAAUGAGAUUGUCAACAACUUUGAGCAAUAAAAAGCCCAGACAAUCCAAAUAGUACAAACUGUCUCUUCAAUUUAUCUACAGAUUAAAUACCAUGUAAUAUGCAACUGAGAAUAAAACAUUACCUAAAAAUCAA
Molecule: messenger RNA, 1113 nt
Organism: Athalia rosae (coleseed sawfly)
Lineage: Eukaryota; Metazoa; Arthropoda; Insecta; Hymenoptera; Athaliidae
Gene: mRpL17
Product: 39S ribosomal protein L17, mitochondrial
Exons: 3
Coding region: 468-1010 (180 amino acids)
Biological process (GO): translation
Cellular component (GO): mitochondrial large ribosomal subunit; ribosome
Molecular function (GO): structural constituent of ribosome
Source: RefSeq, a predicted model, not a curated record